Molecule: messenger RNA, 2310 nt
Organism: Trichoderma atroviride IMI 206040
Lineage: Eukaryota; Fungi; Ascomycota; Sordariomycetes; Hypocreales; Hypocreaceae
Biological process (GO): ribosome biogenesis
Cellular component (GO): nucleus
Molecular function (GO): ATP binding; RNA helicase activity; nucleic acid binding
Source: RefSeq, a predicted model, not a curated record
AUGGCUGACGAUGGAAUGCUGAUGAACUUUGAGCUGGGCGGCGGGCCACUCAAGCCUCAGGUCAAAUUCAAGGGCGGAUCGUGGAGGGACAGGAAGCGAGCAGAGAAGAGCGCAAAGCUUGGCUCGCGCCCAGCAGCUGCGGCACGAGGCCCCGACGACGAACAGCGAUCGGCAAAACGACAAAAAAUUGACGGCUUUGGGUCAGGACGACGAGCAGAAGGCGAAUUGCCCCAUCGCUCGGACCUUGCGCGAAAGAAGACGGCAGAUCAUGGCGCUCCGGGACAGAAGAAACACGCAGGCCCUCCGGGGAAUCGUCAAGUCGUUUCCCGCCUGUUUUCGUUUAAUCCGGAGCAGAAGACAACAUUUGAAGAGGAGGAGGAAUGGAAGGAACCCGAGGCUACAAAUGCGCCGCUUCUGACUGUUGCGAAUUUCGGAUCGUUGACCAUCUCUUCUCGACUGGUAGAGACGCUUGCCAAGAUGAAUCUUGAGCGACCAACAGCGAUUCAACAAAAAGUAAUUCCGCACAUGCUAUCGAACAGCUCAGAUGCCUUUGUUCAGGCCGAGACAGGUUCAGGAAAGACAUUUUCAUAUCUGCUUCCGAUACUACAUCGGGUUCUUCUUCUUAGUGGGGGCGGCGAGAAGAUUCACAGAGACUCGGGUGUUUUUGCCAUCAUAGUCUCGCCGACCCGUGAACUUGCAAAACAAACACAUACUGUGCUGGAACAACUCAUCAGGCCGUUUCCAUGGCUCGUUUCUACUGCAAUUACCGGAGGAGAGUCCAAAAAGGCGGAAAAGGCCCGACUUCGAAAGGGCAUCAACUUCUUGGUUGCAACCCCAGGAAGAUUGGCGGAUCACAUUGAUAACACCAAAGCUCUCAAUUUGGGCACCGUGAGGUGGCUAAUUCUCGACGAAGGCGAUAGACUAAUGGAUUUGGGAUUCGAAGAGGAUCUGAAGAAAGCUAUAGAAGCACUUAAGCAAGUGGAAGUGUCGAAUACUCUCGCCUCUGGAAUAUCUCUCGAGCCGCUUCCAGACCGAAGGGUCACCGUCUUAUGUUCCGCGACAAUGAAGCUGAAUGUACAGAAGCUCGGCGAGAUGAGUCUUGCCGAUGCUACUUUCUUGGCUGUGGAAAAGGGUGCUGAGACGGUGGAUGAGCAGGCUGUCCACAAGGCCCCGGCGCAACUACAUCAGUCACACAUCAUUGUGCCUGCUAAGCUGAGAUUGGUUACGCUCAUGGCAUAUCUCAAGUCUGUGUUUUCUCGGCGUGGCCACACGAUGAAGGCCAUCAUUUUCAUGUCGUGUGCUCACACUGUCGACUUUCAUUACGAACUCUUGAAGAUUCCUGAAAACGCCGAAGCAUCCCAACCGCCAUCAAAAGACGCGCCAUCAAAAGACACGCCUUCAAAAGACACGCCUUCAAAAGACACUCCCUCAAAAAGCGCACAGUCAAAAGACUCGGAAAAUGUAUCAAAGACUGUUGCCAAGGCGGCCUACAUCACGUCUGCUGCAAGCCCUGAAGUUGUCUUACACAGGAUGCACGGAUCUCUAUCACAACCAGUUCGAACAGCAACCUUGAAAUCGUUCUCAGCGUGUAAAUCGCCUUCCCUCCUCAUCACCACUGACGUCUCGUCGCGUGGUCUUGAUAUCCCUUCCGUCGAUUUGGUUAUUGAAUACGACCCUGCUUUCAGUUUUGACGAUCACAUUCACCGAAUUGGACGAACAGCACGAGCUGGGCGCUCUGGUGACGCAACGAUAUUCCUGCUUCCCGGCGCAGAAGAAGGCUACAUCGAGCUUCUCAAAGCCUCUGGAUCGCCCUCUUCACUGUCUUAUGAAUCUGUGCUCCAGAAAGGCCUGAUGACCAAGCUAGAAUUUCCGGUUGAAACGACUGCUAAGCCUCAAGAUGGGCAGACUUAUCAUGAUAAGGCUGAAACUUUACAACUUCACUUAGAACAACGCCUCCUCAUUGACAAUAAGCGACUUGAAAUGGCAAGAAAUGGUUUCAAGUCUCACAUCAGAGCCUAUGCGACACACACCAAAGAGGAGCGUGUUCAUUUCGACAUCACUCAGCUGCACCUGGGCCAUGUUGCAAAGGCUUUUGGAUUGCGAGACCCGCCCGGAGGCAUUGGCUCUGGUAUAGAGAGGAAGGCACAGAAAGGCAAGAAAGAACAUUGGAGAACAGUCAAGGGAGGCAAGAAGGACGAUGAUAGCGAUGAUGAUGGCGCUGCCAAGCUUGACCAGAAGCCAGCGAGAGAUGCGCUUAUGCGGAAGAGCAAGAUGCUCAUGUCUGGAGCAAGCGAGUUUAAUAUUGGAUAG